Molecule: messenger RNA, 1808 nt
Organism: Pteronotus mesoamericanus
Lineage: Eukaryota; Metazoa; Chordata; Mammalia; Chiroptera; Mormoopidae
Product: cytochrome P450 4X1
Exons: 12
Coding region: 210-1733 (507 amino acids)
Molecular function (GO): iron ion binding; monooxygenase activity; heme binding
Source: RefSeq, a predicted model, not a curated record
AAUCCGGGAACUUGAGCCUGCCUCCUCUGGCCAGGCCUGAGCUGCUGCCCCCACCGCUCUCCCUCCUGCCUGGGGACGGGGCGGGGGGGAACUUCCCGGAGGGCAGAGAGACGCAGUGGGCUGGGUGACCCUCCCCAAGCGCCGGGCUUCAGAAAGAUCACCCUCUCCCGGGAUCCCGGGAGACUGCCCGCAGCCGGCAGCGCCCAGUGAUGGAGUCUCCAUGGCUGGAGACGCGCUGGGAGAGGCCCUUUUACCUGGCGUUCGUGUUCUUCCUGACCCUGGGGCUGCUGAAGACCAUCAAGCUCUACCUGCGGAGGCAGCAGCUGCGGCGAGAUCUGCGCGCCUUCCCCGGGCCAACCCCGCACUGGUUCACCGGGAACCAGGAGUUACUUCAGAGAGAUAAAUUGGAGGAACUUGAGGAGGUUUUCAAAAAAUACCAGUGUGCCUUUCCCAUCUGGAUUGGGCCCUUUGAAGCAUUUUUCUAUAUCUGUGACCCGGAAUAUGCAAAGAUAUUUCUGAGCAGAACAGAUCCCAAGUCUAAGUACCUGUACAAGUUCUUGAUUCCACUAAUUGGAGAAGGACUACUGAAUCUACAUGGACCCAAGUGGUUCCAGCACAGACGCAUACUAACUCCUGUAUUUAAUUUUAAUAUGCUGAAGUCUUACGUCAAGGUGAUGGCCCAGUGUGUGAAUGUAAUGCUGGGUAAAUGGGAGAAGAUGUGCGGCACUAGCGAUACGCUUGUGGAGAUCUUUGAGGACAUCGUUUUGAUGUCUAUGGACAUACUCAUGAAAUGUACCUUCAGCCGGGAGACCAACUGCCAGAUAAACAGCUCCCAUGAUGAUUAUGUAAGGGCAAUUUCUGAAGCCAGCCAAAUCAUCUUUAAACGCAUGUCCAAUUUCUUAUAUCAAAAUGAUGUGAUUUUCAAAUUCACUCCCGCUCACCACCGCUUACAGAAGAUAGCCAACAUUCUACAUCAGUACACAGAGCUGAUAAUCCAAGACAGAAGGAAGUCCCUCAGGGAUAAGAAGGAACAGGGUAAUACUGAGAAGAGGAAGUUUCAGGAUCUUCUGGAUGUUAUCCUUUCUGCCCAGGCUGAAAAUGGCAACAGCCUCUCAGAUACUGACCUGCAUUUCGAGGUGAACACAUUCAUGGUGGCAGGGCAGGACACCGUGGAAGGGAGCAUCUCCUGGCUCCUCUACCACCUGGCUCAGAACCCUGAGCAUCAGGAGAGAUGCCGGGAAGAGAUCAGGGGCAUUCUGGGGGAUGGGUCUUCUAUCACCUGGGACCAGCUGAGUGAGAUGUCCUACACCACAAUGUGUAUCAAGGAGUCUCUCCGAUUAAUACCUACAGUCGUAGCCAUUUCCAGAGAACUCAGCAAGCCCAUAACCUUCCCAGAUGGACGCUCCUUGCCUGCAGGAAUGAACGUGUUUCUCAGUAUUUGGGGUCUUCACCACAACCCUGCCGUCUGGGAAAACCCCAAGGUCUUUGACCCCUUGAGGUUCUCUCCGGAAAAUUAUACUAAGAGACACUCCCACUCCUUCUUACCAUUCUCAGCUGGACCAAGGAACUGCAUAGGGCAGCACUUUGCCAUGACUGAGAUAAAGGUGGCCAUUGCCUUGAUUCUGCUCCGCUUCAAGGUGACUCCGGACCCCACCAGACCUCCUUCCUUCUCAUCCCGCGUUAUCCUCAAACCCAAGAAUGGGAUCCACUUAUACCUGAAAAAAAUUUCUUAAUGUUAGAGUCCUGGGUACAAUGAUUAUAUAUAUUCUGUUUUAAAGUUAAAUUAUGACUACUGGUAUGAGAACACU